Messenger RNA from Cladophialophora carrionii CBS 160.54, 1590 nucleotides. RefSeq lists its product as uncharacterized. The coding region runs from base 1 to 1590 and encodes 529 amino acids. The transcript is spliced from 5 exons. NCBI's taxonomy places the organism in Eukaryota, Fungi, Ascomycota, Eurotiomycetes, Chaetothyriales, Herpotrichiellaceae. Gene Ontology annotation, cellular component: mitochondrion. The record is from RefSeq and is a predicted model, not a curated record.
AUGUCUUCAUCUGGCGAUGCGGAAAACGAGGAAUUCUUCCGCUACUCUGGCGGACGCUGGCUAUGGGACGAAGAAAAGCAGCUCCGGGACCGGUACAAACGCUUCAAUAUAUCGGAGCUCAAAAAUAUCGCGGCCAAAACGGUUGGAUCCCAUGCUUGCGUGUCUAUGAUCAAGCUUGCCGAGGGCGGAUUCAACAAAGUCUUCCGACUUAUGAUGGAUGAUGGUAACGUUGUCAUUGCGCGAAUACCGAAUCCCAACGCUGGGCCGUCUUUCAGAACCACUGCUUCUGAAGUUGCAACCAUAGACUUUGCUCGUGAUAUCCUUGCCGUCCCGGUUCCUAAGGUCUUGUCUUGGAGUGGUAAUGCUAAUAACCCUGUUGAGUCGGAAUACAUCCUGAUGGAGGAAGCCAAUGGGACUCCACUCCACGAGCUGUGGGAUGGUUUCGAGCUCCAUGAUAAGCUCAAGAUAGUAGAUGAAAUUGUGGCCCUUGAGAAAAAGCUUCUGUCAAUCUCGUUCACGCGUUACGGCAACCUUUACUACGCGGCGGACGCCUUUCCAGGCUGCGAAAAGGCCGAGAUUGAUGGCGAGGCUUUGCAGUCACAGAGAGAUGAGACGGAAAGGAGAUUUGCCAUCGGUCCGGUCGUCGACACGAAUUUUUGGAUCCAUGGCAGAGGAGGAAUGAAGAUCGACCGUGGCCCCUGGAAACACCCUGAGGAUUAUCUCAAGGCAAUAGGCCUCCGCGAAAUCGAAUGGCUACGUUGCCACGCCGCACCUAAGCACGGACCCGGGAUGUUCUCCGACUCAGCAGCGCAAAAUACUCCCAGCUGCCACAUCGCGUUGUAUGAGAAGUUCAUCAGCGUGGCAGAUGCAUUACUACCGAAGAAACGCGACCUGGUCAGAUCAACACUCUGGCACUGGGAUAUCCGCGCGUCUAAUCUUUUCGUUCGCAACGGUCAAAUCACCAGCGUAAUUGACUGGCAGGAUGUCUGGGCUGGCCCUUUAUUCCUCCAAGCCCGUCAUCCGCACCUGAUCAGGUACAAUGGAGAGGUUAUGCUCAAGUUGCCUCCCAAGUACGAAGGCCUGGCCGACGAAGCAGAAAAGGCCCGCAUUCGAGCACAGGUUGAGAAGUCCCUUGCGCUAUGGGUCUACGAGUCCGAAACCAGAAAGUCCAACCCGAUCCUCCACGAGUUGUUUCACAUGCCUCAAUGGCACUUGAGGCGUGAUGCAGUUAACUUCGCUGCCAACACGUGGGAACGAGACAUCGUGCCGUUUAGAGAGUGUCUGAUUCGUAUUGUCCGCCACUGGAAUGAAAUCACAAACGAGACCCCUUGCCCCAUCAGUUUCACAGACGAGGAACUUGAAGCCCACUACCGCGACGCAGAGGGGUGGAACGAGCAAGCCGACUUCUGGGACUCCCUGGAACACCUUGUCCAUCGCGACGGAUGGACCUCGAACGAGACGUACGACCAGGCGCUUGAGCUGUUUGCAGAGUUGAGAGAACAGGGGUUACAAAACCUAAGUGGGGAGGAACGACGAGCUUUCGAGCAGCAGACUAGGUGGGCUUCGAGAGCUAAUCCGAAGGUCUUGUGA